GAUGAAUUGAUUCAUUACAAACAACGAUUCAACAGCAGCAGCAGCAGCAGUAUUAUAUGACAAAUGCAAUCACAUACUUUUUUUUCUUGAAUGAGACAUUGAAACUUUUGUUCAUUAUUUGUUUUAUAUAUUAUUAUUAUAUAUCGUAUCGGACAAAUCAAAUCAUUCCAUUUUUCAAAUAAUUUAUUCAAUCAUUUCAAUCUUGUGACGACAAUCUUUUUGCAGAAAUUUAACCAUCCACAAACAACAUCUUUUGAUUUGAUUCGAGCUUUUUUUUAUAACAUUUUCUUCCUUCAGAUAAUUUAAUGCAAUAAAUGAAAAAAAAAUUAUUAAUCUUUGUAUGUGAUAGAUAAAAGUUUGAUGAUCAUUCAUUCAUCCUGUACCGAAUUAAAUUAAACGACAAUUUUUCAAAUUCAAAUACCAAGGUGGUUACCAAAUUAUUCACACUAAUACUAAUCAACCGAACAAAUGUCAUUCGAAGAUUCUGACUAUAUUUCGGCCAAUAUAGUGCCGGUUAUUGAUUUGCCGGAUAAUUUACGUCAAUCUGAACGUGUUCAACGUAUAUUCAAUGAAUAUAAGAAACAUUUUGGUUCAUCUCGGCCAUUAUUUUUGGUUCGAGUACCAGGACGUGUUAAUUUGAUUGGUGAACAUAUUGAUUAUUGUGGCUAUUCCGUAUUACCAAUGGCUGUCGUCCAGGAUAUUAUGAUGGCUGUUGGUCCAAGUGAUUCUGGUCUAUUACAUCUAGCUAAUUUUGAUAAUCAAUAUCCUGAAGUGACUAUCGAAGAAUCGGAUAUAGAAUUUCCUAAAUCAAUAAAAUGGUAUCACUAUUUUCUAUGCGGAUAUAAAGGCAUUGUAGAUAAAUAUUGUAUAGAUGGACCAGUUCCAUCAAUGAAUGUUCUUGUUCAUGGUACGAUACCUGCUGCAUCCGGCUUGUCCAGUUCUUCGGCAAUGGUUUGUGCCUCAGCAUUAUCAACGCUUAUCUCUUACCAUCAAUCUAUUUUUAAAAUAUCGACCCCGAUUCCUAAAUUGGACAUUGCUUUGUUGUGCACUAAAUCUGAACGAUAUAUUGGUACCGAUUCGGGUGGUAUGGAUCAAGCCAUUGCAAUGUUAGCGGAAGAAGGAUCAGCCAAGAUUAUCGAUUUCAUUCCACAAUUAAAUGCGACCAAUGUAGAUUUACCGGAAGGUGUUUGUUGGUUUGUCGCCCAUUGUGGUGUAUCAAUGCAAAAGGCAGCAACAGCCCAUUAUAAUACACGAGUUGCCGAAACACGUUUGGCAGCUGCUGUUAUUGCACGGAGAUGUAAAAUUGCUGGUUAUAAGCUUGGUGAUCAACUAUGGGUAGUACAACAGGCAAGUGCUAUUCCAUUAGCAGAAAUGGGUGAACAUUUGGCAUCGAUUUUAGAUUCGGAAAAAGAAUUUUAUACUAAAUCCGAAAUCUGUUCCAUACUUGGAAUCGAUUCAAAUGAAUUGCAUAAAAUAUUUCUAUCCCGUGUAAGCGAACCGAUUGAAGAAUUUAAACUUUAUCAACGAGCCAAACAUGUUUAUGAAGAAGCAUAUCGUGUACAAGAAUUUCGAAAAGUUUGUGACACAACCAAAGAUGUUGAACAUCUUGGUCAGCUGAUGAUUGAAUCACAUGAAAGCUGUCGAGAUCUGUAUGAAUGUUCGUCACCACAAUUGGAUGAAUUGGUGGCAUUAGCAUUGGAAAAUGGAGCCAUUGGAUCACGUUUAACUGGAGCUGGUUGGGGUGGAUGUACCGUAAGCCUUGUAUAUGAGGAAAAUGCUCAAGAUUUUGAAUCAGCUUUAUCACGGCAAUGUAAAUUUCUUUGUCGAACGAAUCCAAGUGGUGGAGCAAUAAUUUAUCAAAAUUAACAUGAUCAUUCAAUCAACAAUUUAUGCCCUUUUUCAUGCAAAAAAUAUAUUGUCAAUUUGAAACAAAAAAAAAACUUUUUGUGUUCGAUUUCCAAUUUCGAUUUGAAUAAAAAUUCUAGAAAAAAAAUAUUCACAGAUCACCCGAUUAAUCAUCAGUUUGUUUAUGUGUGCAAAACAAGAUAAUAUUCUGUAAAGAUGGAAAAAAGUUGAAUAAUAAAUAAAUUAAUCACUA
Molecule: messenger RNA, 2098 nt
Organism: Dermatophagoides farinae (American house dust mite)
Lineage: Eukaryota; Metazoa; Arthropoda; Arachnida; Sarcoptiformes; Pyroglyphidae
Gene: Galk
Product: N-acetylgalactosamine kinase
Biological process (GO): carbohydrate phosphorylation; galactose metabolic process
Cellular component (GO): cytosol; cytoplasm
Molecular function (GO): galactokinase activity; ATP binding
Source: RefSeq, a predicted model, not a curated record